UAAAACCCUAAUGGCUUUCUUCUCGUCGAUGCUUCGCAACCCAUCCCGCUCCUUAUUCUCCCUCGCCCUCCGCACCGUCGGAUCUGCAAGAACCUUCCACAGCCGCACCUCCACCGUCCCCAACUUCGGCACUGAGAAUGUCACCCGACAAUGCUCUGUUCCAUUUCUGCGUCUCUCCACCGCCACCGCCGUGAAACCCGCCGCCGACGACACUCUGGUCGGAGUUCUCGAGUCUGAGAUCAGGGUCGCUGAAGAAGACAUACAAGAUCAUCAGGUAGGUGAGGUUGCAGAUGAGUUUCCUUUUGAAAUAGUAGACAAUGCUGGAGAGCAAACCAUAAUGCUCCGAAGAGAAUUUGAUGGAGAAAUCAUUAAAGUGGCGGUUGACGUUCCUAAUGUUUCUCCCACCGAGGACAAUGAUGAUGAGGAGGAGGAGGAGGAGGAGGAUGAGGACACUGGGAUUCCGAUGGUUGUGAGUGUUUCGAAAGGAAAUGGGAAGGAGCUGGAGUUUGGGCUCACUGCCUUUACUGAUGAGAUUUGCAUUGAUAGCUUGUUGAUCAGGCAGCCAGAGGAUUCAGAAGGUUCGAAGCGGAUUGCAUAUGAAGGGCCUAAUUUUAGUGACUUGGAUAAGAGCUUUCAGAAGGCCUUCCAGAAAUAUCUGGAGAUUCGAGGGAUUAAGUCGAGCAUAACCAAGUUCCUGCAGGAGUAUAUGAAGAACAAAGACUACAGAGAGUACUUGCUGUGGUUAAAGAACCUAAAGGGUUUUAUUGAAGAGUGAUUGUUGCUUUCACGUGUCGGAUAGAGAGAUAGUAGGAUUGCAAAGCAGUUCGGAAGGACCAAGAUAGGAAUAGUAGAUUGAAACCAGUGAACCAGUGUUGAGAUAUUUUAUUUUAUAUCAUGUGAGUCCCUUGGGAAGCCUUAACUACUUUUAAAGCAGGGCACUUAUUGUUUACUUCAAAAUGGUUUCAAUGGAUGGUGCUUUUAAGAAUUUCAAAUAAUAAGUAGUUUUCCCUUAUGAGUUUGAUAAGAAAGUUUCCUGGCUUCAUCGAGAGGAGCAACUACAGAUCAAUUUUAAGGUCUGGUGUGAGUUUGG
Messenger RNA from Fragaria vesca subsp. vesca, 1090 nucleotides. RefSeq lists its product as uncharacterized. The record is from RefSeq and is a predicted model, not a curated record. The transcript has 3 exons. NCBI's taxonomy places the organism in Eukaryota, Viridiplantae, Streptophyta, Magnoliopsida, Rosales, Rosaceae. Gene Ontology annotation, cellular component: mitochondrial matrix. The coding region runs from base 11 to 775 and encodes 254 amino acids.